Naegleria fowleri is the source of this 1389-nucleotide messenger RNA. Lineage: Eukaryota; Heterolobosea; Eutetramitea; Acrasida; Naegleriidae. The record is from the annotation of a RefSeq genome assembly.
AUGAAUAAAUAUUUGUAUCUAGACAUUUCAUUGUUUCUUUUUUUUUUAUUUAAUUUUGUAUGGAUAAGUUUAGACCCUUUUGAAUCGUGUUUUCAAUAUGUUUAUAAUAUUUCAUUAUUUGAAUAUUCUUUUUUUUUUGGAAUAGAUAGUAUUUCUUUUUUUUUUAUUUAUUUAAGCAUGCUAUUAAUACCUUUAUGCUUGUUAUUUUCUACUGUAAAUAUGAAGUUUAAUAAUAUUAACGAUGUAAUCUAUUAUCAAUCAUUUUUAUUUUUUACAUUAUUCUUAUUAAUUUUUGUGUUUUCUGCUAUGGAUCUUUUAGUUUUUUAUAUUAUGUUUGAAAUAAUAUUAAUUCCUUUUUUUGUACUAAUAGGAAUUAGUAGUUACCGCAAAAGAAGAAUUCAUGCAAGCUAUUUAUUUUUUUUUUAUACAUUAAUUGGGUCUUUCUUUAUGCUUGUAUCAAUAUUAUCACUAUAUUCGUAUACGGGAAGUACUAGUUUUGAAAUUUUGUUAAAUAAUAAUUAUUCACUAAUUAGAGAAAAUAUAAUAUGGUUUACUUUUUUUAUUUCUUUUGCUAUAAAGAUCCCAAUGUUUCCUUUUCAUAUUUGGCUACCAGAAGCUCACGUAGAAGCUCCUACAGAAGGUAGUGUACUAUUAGCGGGUGUCCUAUUGAAAUUAGGAAGUUAUGGCUUUUUACGUUUCUUAAUGCCUUUAUUUCCAGUAUCUACAUAUUAUUUUUGUCCAUUAGUACUAUUGAUAAGUUGUAUAGGCAUUUUCUAUACGUCUUUUGUGACAUUGAAACAAAUAGAUAUUAAACGUAUAAUUGCUUAUUCAUCUGUUUCGCAUAUGAAUGUUUGUGUACUAGGUCUCUUUACGUUUACUAGUAUUGGUAUUGCUGGUAGUAUUCAUUUAAUGCUUGCGCAUGGGAUUGUUUCUGGGGGUUUCUUUUUUUUAAUUGGGAUGUUAUAUAGUAGAACACAUACUAAAUUGAUUAAGUAUUAUAGUGGUUUAAUAUAUACUAUGCCUAUUUUUUCAUUUUUUUUAUUUAUUUUUACAAUUAGUAAUAUAAGUUUUCCAUUAACAAGUAAUUUUAUAGGAGAAUUUUUAAUAAUUAUAAGUUUAUUUUAUUCGUAUAAUUAUCAUUCGUUAUCAAUUGCUUUGAUAGGUAUUUUUAUAUGUACUAUUUAUUCUUUAUCGUUAUAUAAUAGAUUAAUUUUUAUGGUCCCUAAAUACAAGUAUCUAAAAUUUUUUUAUGAUUUAGGAAUGUUAGAGAUAAGUUUAUUGUUUAUUCUUUUAUUUUUUAUUUUGUGGAUGGGAAUAUAUCCAUAUUCUAUUUUUUCUUUACUAGAGAAUAACAUAGUUUAUUUUUAUAAUGAUCUUUUAUAUAAAUAA